GGAAGUUGGCAACAUUCUAGAAUUUUAUCAUAUCGUGUGGUGAAAUAAUCAGUUUUUUACAAACGGAAAAUAACAUAAAAAGUAUAUUUUCUUCCAAUUUAAAAGAAAAAAGAGUUAACAUAAAAAAUAAGUCUUCUUGUGCAGCAUUCUUUUUAAAGGCUCUAAAAACAAAAGUACCAAUUUGUAUACUGCAGUUUACAUGAUUACUUGCAUGCCUAACUGUGCGUGCUAAUAUAUGUUUUUUUGACUGUACCUUGGUUGAUUCCCUAAGUUGCCUGUUUGGAAAGAAAAAUUAUGGCUAAAGUUCAUAUAACAAAUGUUGUGGUAUUAGAUAAUCCUAGCAGUUUUUUUAAUCCAUUUCAAUUUGAGUUAACCUUCGAAUGCAUUGAAGAAUUGAAGGAAGAUCUCGAAUGGAAAAUGAUAUACGUUGGGUCCGCAGAGUCUGAAGACUAUGAUCAGGUAUUGGAUACUAUAUAUGUAGGUCCCGUACCUGAAGGCAGACAUAUAUUCGUGUUCCAAGCCGAUCCGCCAGAUGUCACUAAAAUACCCGAACCGGAUGCAGUGGGUGUUACAAUAGUCUUAUUAACUUGCUCGUAUCGAGGUCAAGAAUUUGUGCGUGUAGGUUAUUUUGUAAAUAAUGAUUACGCGGACCCAGAAAUGCGUGAAAAUCCGCCAUCGAAACCUAUGUUUGACAAACUUGUACGUAAUAUAUUGGCUACCAAACCACGGGUAACACGUUUUAAAAUUAAUUGGGACGACGCCGCCUCGAAUGACUUGACAAACGGCAAUGGUCACGACGCUGUAGAAAACCCUGAUGAUGACGAUAUGCAGUGCUCAAGUGAAUCAGAUGCUGUUUUAGCGGCUUCUUCAAACGUACAUUUGGCUGCCGAUAAUACCACAGGAACAACCACAUUAACAACCGUACCCGAAGCUACCAUAGACGAUAACAGUUUAACUAUGCCUAUAGGAUGUGGUGUAAAUGCUCUUAAUGAAAACUCAAAUUCUUUGGCAAUGGAGUGCUAGGUAUUCCCUCCUUUUUUUUUAAAUGCCCAAGAAUUUUCGUAGCUCUUCAUAUCUCAUUCGCUUAAUAUCCAAAAUUAGAACAUAUUUUUUCUUUCUUGAGUGAAAUGAAAUUGUUUGCAAUUUCUCGAUUGACAGAUUUAAUAGAACUUUUGAGUUGCCGAUUUUCAUUCUUUUUUUUUUAAUGCCUUGUAUGUCUAGAAAUUGGCCUUAAUUCACUCUCUGUUUUAUAAUUAUUUUAAUUCAUAAUUUAAUAAAAUCUUAGUUGUUUUCCUAUGACCGAAA
Molecule: messenger RNA, 1305 nt
Organism: Glossina fuscipes
Lineage: Eukaryota; Metazoa; Arthropoda; Insecta; Diptera; Glossinidae
Gene: asf1
Product: histone chaperone asf1
Exons: 2
Coding region: 295-1023 (242 amino acids)
Biological process (GO): DNA replication-dependent chromatin assembly
Cellular component (GO): nucleus
Molecular function (GO): histone binding
Source: RefSeq, a predicted model, not a curated record